AUACAUACAACGACACAACAUACACACAGUUACUGCAACUACCAACAAACUACCUGUAUAUUCUUCAUACCGACCAGUCGUCAUAGUACAAAAAAUCUCCAAAAAAUAAGAAAAAUUUUUAAGUAAAUAACAGCAAUACAAAGAGAAAAAAUAAAUAAAUACGUAUAUGUGUAUAUAACAAAAAAGAAAAAUAAAUGGAAAGUUUUACAACAGAAAAAAAAAUCCUGUUAGGAAAAUAGAAAUAAAAAUCGAAAGAAAUAUUCGCGUGUGUUUGUGAUAAACUUGUGUAGAUAUAACGAAAAAAAAAAGUAUAAAGAUAUAAUGCUUGUUUCUUCCCUGGUGUUAAAAAAGUUGUGAUAGUAUAUGUUAAAUAAAUAACAAGGAAAAAAAGAAAGAAAAACGAAAAGAAAUCAAAAACAAUACCCAACUCCCAAACAUAUGCAACUACACACCCAUACUAAUAAGGACAUAAGUACGUAUGUAUGUCUGCAUCUAAUGUUGCUGAUAGUGGUAGUUGUGUGAUAUAUUAAAACCGUUUAAAUGUUGAAAAAUAACGUCAAAAUAAUACAAAUGCACAACACGUAAAAUUCAAACGAUAAAAAGUUAGCUGAAGAAGAAGAAAAAAAGAAAAUAAAAUAAACCAAAUCAACAACAACAGAAAGCUAAGCAUUUUAAACGUUGAUUUAAAACUUAAAGGUAAAACAUACGUGCAACAUACUUAACCACAUAAACAACAUAAACAUUGUUUAUAUGUAUUUGUUAUGCAACAAACAAUUCUAUUAAAGUGUUCAACGCAAUUGCCAUUUAAGUUUAAUUUCGUAAUUUGCCAUUUCUGUUGACAGAAGACAAUUUUUUUUGUUAAACCAAAGUGUUUUCCUUACGUUUUCUAAACCUAAAUCAAUAUGGCUUUACUUAAGUGUUAUACGAGUUGUUCAAAUUUCCUGCGCUUGGGAUUUUUACUACUUACAUUAAUAAUGGAAAAUACACAGGCCCGGAUAGGUUAUUUCUGGCAUAUAACAGAUCUACACUUAGAUACAAUAUAUUCAACGCAGGGAGAUGUAAUGCGCAGUUGUUGGCACAUUGAAAGACAACCACCCAGUUCGUCCACACAUUCACCAGGUCGUUAUGGUGAUUACCUCUGUGAUAGUCCUUGGAGUCUAAUUGAGUCGGCUGCCAAAGCAAUGAAAUCACGGCAGGGUGAUAAUGUUGAAUUUGUGCUGUGGACGGGAGAUGGUUUAUCUCACUCAGCACAUCCAAUGUCUGAAAUGAAAAAAUUGGAAAUCCUGCGCAACAUUACUGAUUUGCUUGGUCGAACAUUUUCAUCGCAAUUUGUAUUUCCGGUAUUAGGACAUGAGGAUGGUACAACAACGAAUUUCCGGCACAUGGGCGAACUGUGGCGACAUUGGCUGCCAACUGAAGCAUUGCAUACAUUUGAAAAAGGUGGCUACUAUUCCAUUGAACAAACAAAAAGUCGUCUUCGUAUUAUAGCAUUGAAUACAAAUUUCAUGCGGCAUGAUCCAAAAUAUUCCCAAAGUCAUUUGGCAGCCGUAAGACAACGUAUGCCUUCAAAUACAAUGAACAGCGGCGGCAGUAUGGGUGGUGGUGGUGGCAUGGGUCCAGAUUCAACAGAAUACAAAAACUACUAUUAUCAUCACAACAAUAUGCAUCAACAUCAUGGACAUGCCAGUGAUUGGUCAUCAUCGGGACAUGGUUAUGGUUAUAAUAGUCAUCAUCGUGGCAUAAAUGUUAUGCCUGGGGGAAUGCAUUAUAACAUGAAUGGUUUGGAUGGCGGUGGACGUGUCAGUGCAUUGUCUGAAUUUGAAAAUCAAGAUACGGAAAAACAAUGGAUUUGGCUGGAAGAUGUUUUAUCUAAAUCAAAAGCUAACAAAGAAACGGUGUAUAUUGUAGGUCAUAUACCACCCGGUUCGGAUGAAAGACAUAUUGGUUUACAGCAAAAUGGUCAUACUACCUUUACGGAAUCCAACAAUAAACGUUAUUUGGAAUUAGUGCGCAAAUAUUCAUCAAUUAUUCAGGGUCAAUUUUUCGGUCACUUACAUUCGGAUUCAUUUCGUAUAAUCUAUGAUGAUAAGGGCAAACCAGUUUCAUGGAUGAUGAUUUCACCAUCAGUUACACCAAGGAAAAUGAGUGUUGGCUCGAACAAUCCAGCCAUGCGUUUAUACAAAUUCGACACAGAUUCUGGUCAGGUUUUGGACUAUACCCAGUAUUAUAUGGAUUUACAAUUGGCAAAUACUUUGGGAGAACCAAACUGGUUGCCUGAAUACAAUUUAACACAUUACUAUGCUUUAAGUGAUAUAUCAGCGAUUUCCUUGCACAAUUUUGUGGAUCGUUUUACUAGCAACGAUGGAUCCUGGUUUGCCAAAUACUAUCGGGCCAAUACAGUGCGCCAUCAGAACGAAAAUUGCGAAGGAGUAUGCAUGUUGAAUCAUUAUUGUGCCAUAACAAGAGUGGAUUAUAAAGAAUUUCGACAAUGUCUUGAGAAAGAACAAAGUGCAUUGCGAUCCGGUGGCAACAGGCAUACUGCAAAUGGAAAAAUUCUUAUAAUAUUAUCAAUGAUGCUAACAAUUACCAUGGCCUAUAUACAUAGUAUAUGUGAUUUUUUGUGCAUUUUCCAAAGGCUGAUAACUAGAUGUCAACAAUUAAAUGUAAUUAAAAAAUACCAAUUAUAUGUACGUUUCAGGGAAAUGGGAAUAAAGUUUAUGGGUAAUUUUGUGGCGCCCAACAACAACAACAACGGUAGCAACAAUAAUAAUGGAGCAAACUAUAAGAAGGAAACAAAAGGCUUUGAUCAACUUCUGCUCUAUAAUGUUGAGUCUAUUGAGAGCAAAAGGUAUCAGGCAUUAAGGCAACAAAACCAUAAUUGUCACCAUUGUUUGCAACAGAAACCCAUGAGUAUUACAGUGAAUACUGCAAAUAUGGCUGAAAUAAAAAUCAAAGACGUUGUUACACAGCUUAUUGUGGUGCAACCGAAUCAAAGAGAAUGCCAGCAAAUAGUUUUAAGUCAUACAAAGAAAUUGUACACCGUUAAACGUAAUACUCACAAGAACAAUUUACGCUUGGAAUAUUUAAAAUUAAUUAGUUUAUUAAUACUUUAUAGCAAACAAAUACAAACAUUAAGCGUAUAUAUCUUAAGGGUAGCACAAUAUUCAAUAGUAUUAAGGAGAAAUUUGCAAAAAACUUGUUCGCAUUUAACCUUUGAGAGUUGUAGUAAACUGGUGAUGAGUACAAGGUUUAGUCAUCGUAUACCAGUUGUAACAAAUAUUAUGCUUAUCUAAUCAACUUGAGAUAAUAAGCCUUAUUCUAAAAGGUCAUGCUGUGAGAAUAUUUGUAUGUCGCUUCCGGCUUUAAUUAUGUAUAAUUUAUUUGCUAAUUAGUAUAAUAACAAAAAAAAUAAAGAAAAAAAAAAAAAAAACUCCUAUUGAUUUGCAGUUAUAUUGUAUACUAAUCGUAGUAGUUAAAUAUUAAGUUAAAUUUAUGAAUUUGUUUAUUUAAUUAAUUGCAUAAAAAGGGAUGUCAUUAAACUAUUUAAAGUGUUUUAUAAAGAGAUGGUUUAAAUAAAGACUAUAUGUUCAAGGUUUGAGUUGUUUGGUUGUACUACUUUGAACAUCUACGAGGGAGAAAAUUCAAACUGAAACUCGAAACAGUUUUACAUAUUUAUUACUUACAAUCCAAAUAACCAUAGUAUAAACUCCUAUAUCCAAUGGUUUGCAAAUCGAAUGGUUGAAGUCUAACUAAUAGAGUUAUCUAUAGACUAGCCAAUAAAUUAGUCUUAUCUUGUCUUGUCUACUUAGUAGGCUGGUUCAUAAACUAUACAGUAGAUUAACACAUAAGCUUGUCAAUACACUAAGCCAUAGACUAGAUAACAUACUAGUCAGUAAACUAUUUAACAGGUUAUUCUAAGACUAGAUAACAGAAUGUCAUCUGAAUUUACUUACUAGUUUGUAGUCUAUUGACUAGUCUAUGGCCUAGUAUGUUAAUUUGCCUAUGGACAAUUCUAUAGACUAGUCUGUUGAUUAGUUUAUCACUAGUAUUCUAACUGGCUUAACUGGUCUACUCUCUAGUAUAUUAGCUAUUUGACUUACUAAUUUGUUGACAAUUCUAUGCUAUAGCCUAUUGUCUAGUUUACCGACUGUUGACGAAUUAAAAUACACUAGGCCAUAGACUAGAUAACAUACUAGUAAGUAAACUAUUUAACAGGCUAUUCUAAGACUAGAUAUCAGAUUGUUAACUAAGUAAUCUUAGUAAGUAAAACAGCUAACAUACUAGAGCAUAGAUCAGUCUAUAGACCAGUUAAGCCAGUCAGUAUAAUAGUGAUAAACUAACCAACAGCCUAGUCUAUAGAAUAGUCCAUAGGUAAAUCAACAUACUAGUCCAUAGAUUAAUCAACAGACUACAGUCAGUAAAUUCCUCAGCUGAAUGUUCAACAAGCUAAAGCAUAUACUAAUCAAUAGUAGAGUGCAUAGCUUUUGAGAGGAAUAGCUUAUAUCAAUAGACUAAUCCACUGAUAAAUUAACAGACUAUUCAAUAUACUAAUCCAUAGACUAGUCAGAAAAUGACUCAACAAACUAUUUCAUAGACUUGUUAACAGAGUAGGCAACAGACUAAUCGAUAAGCUGGUCAACAGACUAAAGAAUAAACCAGUCAACCAGACUAGUGAAUAGGCUAGUCAACAGUCUUAAAGUAAAAUAUAUGAUUCUUUCAUUUCCAAAUGUUCAUUCAAAUUCAAUGCUAUCAAACAAUUACAUAAAAUGUGUUAAUCGAUAUUAAUUUUCAUCCCUCGAUUAACACGAGUGUUAUUCUUCAUACAAAUAUGCAUGCAUAUGUACGUAUGAUUAAUAUUGAAUUCAAGAAUCACAAUCAUACGCCCUAAAAGUUGCUAUGAGAAUAUGAUAUUUAUUUUUCAUAAUAAAGCAUUUAAGCAAAUUUAUCGAUGAAAUGGGAUAAAAUAUUGACCGAUGGUGGAGUCACCGUUUACAUAACAUUUAUUUAUCCUGAAUUUCGUUACUACAUUAGUAAUUUUAAAUGAAUUGUUCACAUUUAACUCAUUUUUCUGAAGGGGUCUUUGAAUGAAAGCUAGAGAGUCAUCAAGGCAAUUAUAGUCCUGCAAAUUUUUGUUGAGAUACGAGUAUAUUAAACAUAAUUAUGGGCUCAUAAGCCCUAUUUUAGACAUUUUCAAUAGGCUUCGUCCCUGGAAUAAUAAACGAUUAUGUACCAAAAUUUAUUGAAUUAUCUUAAAAAUUUCGCCACGGAGUUUGCUUAUAAGGUUUACACGGACAGACAGACAGACAGACAGACAGACAGACAGACAGACAGACGGACGAACAUAGCUAAAUCGACCGAGAAAGUGAAUCUAUGCCAAUUUGGUAUACUUUAGGUGGUGUAUGACCAAAUAACUCAAUAUAUAAUCCCCACUUAAGUUGUGUAGGGUACAAUUAUAGGAAAACUUUCUAAAUUUACAAUUCGAACUUGAAUCUUAUAUAAAUUAAUCAUUGCUGUAUAACUUCUUAAUAAGGCACGAUUUCAAAUCCUACCAUAGAAAUUCUUUAAAAAUUCAAACCAUCAUCUCUAUAAAAUAAAUUAAAUAGUUACUUGUAUAAUAAACAAAAAAAUACUUGUUAAUAAUUUGUUAUUGUUUUUUCUUAAAUCUUAUAACAAAAAUUUUAUUUGUAGUUAUAACAACUAAAAAAAUAUAAGACACCACAUGAAUACAACCAAUUAGUGUAAUAAAUAUAAUUUAACAUAUAAUUCUAAAAAAACUUCUUAAAUACGAGAUAAGGCUGAUAUGUAAUGUCAAAUGUUUUAAAUUAAAUAAUUCCAUGUUUUGAACACCGAACUUAAAAAAAAAACAAAAAUUUAAGGUUAAACCCCCAGAAAAAAUAAUAAACAACUCGUAUUAGUAAAAACAAAACUACAUAGAUAAUUCUUGUAAACUAAAUACUAAACAAUUACCAACAACAAAACGAAGAAGAACAAAUAAUUAUUGUAAAAUUUAUACAUGUAAACAAAAAAAAAAAAAAAAAAAAA
Lucilia sericata (common green bottle fly) is the source of this 6042-nucleotide messenger RNA. RefSeq names its product acid sphingomyelinase-like phosphodiesterase 3b. The coding region runs from base 903 to 3293 and encodes 796 amino acids. The record is from RefSeq and is a predicted model, not a curated record. Lineage: Eukaryota; Metazoa; Arthropoda; Insecta; Diptera; Calliphoridae. The transcript has 9 exons.